Molecule: messenger RNA, 5660 nt
Organism: Delphinapterus leucas (beluga whale)
Lineage: Eukaryota; Metazoa; Chordata; Mammalia; Artiodactyla; Monodontidae
Source: RefSeq, a predicted model, not a curated record
GGUAACUUCCAGACUUCCAUAAAAACAUUUUUAAUGAGAAAAAUCUGAAAACUAUGCUACUAAUUGCACUGAUGAGAAAAUCUAAAUUACUUUCAUAUAACUGAUCUGUGGUACCUAACCUCUUGUAGUUUCUAUGCUUUCUUCUAAGUGUUUUCUAAAGAAACUGAGGUGGAAAGUGAGUGGUCACCUGAGAAAGAUCAUUAUGUUAAAGAUAACUAAAAGUUUAUAGUGGAUUGUUCAUUUUCGAAGUAAAAAAUUAGUUACCCUUCUAAUUUUUCAGUGAUUCUUAUAGCUUUUAGUAAUACUUAUAUUUGGAGCACAAAUAUUUAUUUAAAGGGUCACUACAUGUCAUACCAAAAUUUAAAAUACCCCAAUUAGGGUUGGGGAAGUAUUUCUCAGUCUGCUUUUGUGUAAGAUCUAUUUUGGGCAUCUGGAAGCACGUAGGAUGGGACAAGACACAUGGUAGGCUUCGGUUAAGAACAGAGGAAGUAGGAUAAUGACAUCACAAACUAUCAGGAAACUGCCUUAGCUGGGCAAAACGGCCACUUGGUUAAGAGGAGGGGACAGUUUUGGUCACUGGUGAUCAAUGACUUUCUAUUCUUAACCACUGAUUUAAAAGACACAAAGAAAACUGAAGUGGGCCUGCAGUUAAUACUAGUUGACUGUGCCAAGAAUUUGGUAGCCUGAAACAGUAUGGCUAUAGAACCUAGAGGAUCUUCAUAAAGCCCUUACCUUUUCUUAUUAAGGAGAUAAAAGAUGCUUGAGUAGUCCCUCCCUUACCACAGGGAACCUACCCAGCAGGUAGUUGGCAGAGUAAGGAUGUGCACACAGAUAAACCCAAGGAUUCACAUUUGGCACAAUUCAAGCCUUUUAGGAAGUUAGGAGGGAAGAAGAUUUUCUUAACUAGAAAUACUUUAUGAAGGAGUUGGGCCUUGGAGGAUAGAUAAAAUUUUUUAAAGGUGGAAGUGAGGGAAUGAGGAAGAUGAGUUCAGGAAAUGAACUGGAGAUUAUUCCUUUUGUCUGGAGUGCUCAUGACAGAGGGGUAAUAAGAUGAGACGAAGAAGAUAGGCUGGAAUCUGGAGAAUUUUGAAAGCACGACUGUCAAAUGUAAAGUAUUUUUUUAUUGCAGUAUUUGAAAAACUGCCGUUUAGUGAUUUGUGACCAGCAUUUUCUUUUUAAAUGAAAUAGAAUAGGAAAUAUCAGAAUACAUUAUUUUUAUAAGGAUUGUUUGUGAAACUUUUGCUCCAGGUAUGUGUGUUACAUGUAUACACACAUUUACUGGAACCUGAUGUAAAGUUUCUAAAGGAGUCUUAGUCGAAGUUAGAAAUCCACUGCUUUACUUGACUAUGAGGAACAGAGGAUUUUAAGUACAAGCAUUAAAGGCUCAAAGCAAACUUGAAGAUUAAUUUGGCAGGAUAGUACUAUGAAGGAAAGCGAGAGUCCGGAUGAUGAGAGACCAGUUUGGAGGUUACUGCUGUGCUUCAGAAUGAUUUGUCCAUAAUGAGAAUGAUAGUUCUGGAAAUGGAAAGGAAUCAAGACUUGGGGAAUGAUAACCCUACUAUAUAUGACAAAUUGAAUGUUCGCAUGGAAAAGAUGGGAGGGAGGAAUCAAAAAAAAAGUGUAAGAUUUGUAGCCUGGGUACUUGAAUGAUAAUACAGUAUCUUUAAUAAGAGAAUAUUGGAAAAGCUAAUUCUGUGAAGGCAAGAUGUAUAGGUAAGCUGAGUUGAAGUGUGCCUGGCACUGGUUCAGAAGGGCUAGGUCUGAAGAUAAAGACUUGGUAGAUGGCUAUCUACAUCUGACCAUUGAACCUCUGCUGGUAGAAAGGGUUCAUUACAAGAAGAGGUUUGAAGAGCCAUUAAAAUAGAUUCUACAGAGUCCUCACUGUGUGUUUUCAGAUGCUUCAAAUGUUAUGAACAGAGACUUGUUUGGAUUAUGUGUUUCUCAGCUAGACUAAAUAAAUGCUAACAAUGGAUAAGUGCAAACACAUUGGGCAGUUGCGGCUUGCUCAAGACCAUUCCAUCCUCAACCCUCAGAAAUGGCAUUGUGUGGACUGCAAUACAACUGAGUCUAUUUGGGCUUGCCUUAGCUGUUCCCAUGUGGCCUGUGGAAGAUAUAUUGAAGAACAUGCACUCAGGCACUUUCAAGAAAGCAGUCAUCCUGUUGCAUUGGAGGUGAACGAGAUGUAUGUUUUUUGUUACCUUUGUGAUGAUUAUGUUCUUAAUGAUAAUGCAAUUGGAGACCUGAAGUUACUACGAAGUACAUUAAGUGCAAUCAAAAGUCAAAAUUAUCACUGCACCACUCGUAGUGGAAGGGUUUUACGGUCUGUGGGUACAAGUGAUGAUUCUUAUUUCUUACAUGAUGGCACCCAAUCUCUGCUUCAAAAUGAAGAUCAAAUGUGUACUGCUCUUUGGCACAGGAGAAGGAUACUAAUGGGUAAAAUCUUUCGAACUUGGUUUGAACAGUCACCCACUGGAAGAAGAAGGCAAGAACAAUUUCAGGAAAAAAUAGCAAAAAGAGAAGUGAAGAAAAGACGGCAAGAAUUAGAGUAUCAAGUUAAAGCAGAAUUGGAAAGUAUGCCUCCAAGAAAGAGUUUACGUUUGCAAGGUCUAGCUGAGUCCACCAGAGUAGAAAUAGUUCCUGUUCAAGUACCACUGCAAGCCUCAGCAUCACCAGCAAAAGAUAAAGUAGUAUCUACCUCAGAAGAUGUAAGACUAAAAGAAGCCAGUGACUCCUCUGUUAAACGAAGACCAAUAGUAACUCCUGGUGUAACAGGAUUGAGAAAUUUGGGAAACACUUGCUAUAUGAAUUCUGUUCUUCAAGUGUUAAGUCAUUUACUUAUUUUUCGACAAUGUUUUUUAAAACUUGAUCUGAACCAAUGGCUAGCUGUGACAGCUAGUGAUAAAACAAGAUCAUCUUAUAAGCAUCCUCCAACCACAGAUACAGUAUAUCAAAUGAAUGAAUGCCAAGAAAAAGAAACAUGCUCUGUUCGCCCCAGACAUCCAAGUUUAUCAUCAGGACUAAGCGGUGGAGCAUCAAAGAGUAGAAAGAUGGAACUUAUACAGCCAAGGGAGCCAAGUUCACAAUACAUUUCUCUCUGUCAUGAAUUGCAUACUUUGUUCCAAGUCAUGUGGUCUGGAAAGUGGGCCUUGGUCUCACCAUUUGCUAUGCUACACUCAGUAUGGAGACUAAUUCCUGCUUUUCGUGGUUAUGCCCAACAAGAUGCUCAGGAAUUUCUUUGUGAGCUUUUGGAUAAAAUACAACAUGAACUAGAGACAACUGGUACCAGGUUACCAGCUCUUAUCCCCACUUCUCAAAGGAAACUUAUCAAGCAGGUUCUGAAUGUUGUAAAUAACAUCUUUCAUGGACAACUUCUUAGUCAGGUUACAUGUCUUGCAUGUGACAACAAAUCAAACACCAUAGAACCUUUCUGGGACUUGUCACUGGAAUUUCCAGAAAGAUACCAAUGCAGUGGAAAAGAUAUUGCUUCCCAGCCAUGUCUGGUUACUGAAAUGUUGGCCAAAUUCACAGAAACCGAAGCUUUAGAAGGAAAAAUCUACAUAUGUGACCAGUGCAAUUCAAAGCGUAGAAAGUUUUCCUCAAAACCAGUUGUACUCACAGAAGCCCACAAACAGCUUAUGAUUUGCCACCUACCUCAGGUUCUCAGACUACAUCUCAAACGAUUCAGGUGGUCAGGACAUAAUAACCGAGAGAAGAUUGGUGUUCAUGUUGGCUUUGAAGAAAUCUUAAACAUGGAGCCCUAUUGCUGCAGGGAAUCCCUGAAAUCCCUCAGACCAGAAUGUUUUAUCUAUGAUUUAUCUGCUGUAGUAAUGCACCACGGGAAAGGAUUUGGCUCAGGACACUACACUGCCUACUGUUAUAAUUCCGAAGGAGGGUUCUGGGUACACUGCAAUGAUUCCAAGCUAAGCAUGUGCACUAUGGAUGAAGUAUGCAAGGCCCAAGCUUAUAUCUUGUUUUAUACCCAGCGAGUUACUGAGAAUGGACAUUCUAAACUCUUGCCUCCAGAACUCCUGUCUGGUAGCCAACAUCCCAAUGAAGAAGCUGAUGCCUCUUCUAAUGAAAUCCUUAGCUGAUCCAAAGACAGUGGGGCUUUCUUCUUGUGAUUUGUAUAUAUACUUUUUAAAAGGGCUGACUUAAUUUUGAGCUUCAUUGUUUUUAUUUUUACUUACUAAUCAGUGCACACUAUGUUUACAUAUUUUGUAUCUAACUACAACAAAUCUUUUUUACAGAGGAAGUUAGCAUAAGUAUAUGUGUAUCAAUGUCAGCAGGUAACUAAACGUUUUCCAAGUACUUGGGAGUUUUAAACUUUUAGUGUUUACCUCAGACUGGUGUUACCUCUUUUAUAUUUCGAUGUCUUAAUUGGCUCAGAUCAUGAAUUUGUGCAAUCUUCUACUGAAGAAGUUCAGGUGGCAUCAUUUUAUACAUUUCUUAUUUAUCUUUUAUAGCUAUUUUCUAUACAAAUUCUUAUCAGACAGAAUAUUAGACUUUUUUCACUAAUAGUCUUACCAAAAAAAAAAAAAAGGCAUUUCUUUCAGAUUUGUAUACUGAAGUCACCUUUGCCCUCUAAAGGGAGUUAAACUACUACAAAGUGAAAUAUCAAGGUAUCACUUAAAUACUCACUGAUCACACUCAUUAAUAUUCCUGAGGCUUUGUGUGUUACAGGGCUCAGAACAGACAUUAUUUUGGUUAUUGGAACUUCCUUUUUUCAAAAAUUUAUUAAGUUUUAAUAAUUGUUCUUUAUUUGGCAUAGUCAAACUGUAUACAAAUGAAGAUGACAGCUUUAUAAAUAGCAUGUUUAAAUGACUUCAGUACUAUGGACAUGAAAACAAUGCUGGCCGAGAUUUAUAAUGAUUGUCUGGCAGUAAAUAGGUUUGUCCAGAUUCUAAUAAAGCAGUCAUAAAAAAACUGAAUGUAGCAAACAGUAUAUUAUGAUAUAAUACAAGUACAGUUCAACUUGGAUAUGAGUUCAUUUUAUAUAUUUAACAUUAGAUCUCUUAAAGCUUUGUACUAUAUUGUAUCUUGAAAUUUUUAGUUUAAAGGGAUAAAAAUAAGUCGAGGAGAAAAAAUUGCAUAGGACACACAAGAUAUUGGCAUCUGGGCAAAAUAUUCAGUAUCUCAUUUUUCUAAAUAACUAAAGCCUGGAUUAAGUUACUCUUGCUAGGAUUAUGUGAAUACUAAGAGCCUCUUAGAUAUUCAAACACUGGGCCCUGACUUUUUUAAAAUUAAAAAAAAUUAACUUGCAUUUUAUUAAAAAUAUAGUAUGUAAUACUCUUUGCUCUUCCCUAACAACCUUAUUAGAUCUCUUUAAAGUCCUACAGCUGCUAAUUUAAUUUUAUUCAGAAAGAUGAGAAUCCAUUAACCUCUAUAGAAGAGCUAUGUAAUAUCUUAGCUAAGUGUUAACCACUGGAAGAUGAUUUAUCUUUUUUCUCAAGUGGGUUUUGCUUGCAGGUUGAAAUCAUUUCAGGCAGCUGAUCGUGAAGUGCAAUGAGAAUUUAUCACUGAACAAAUCAUUCAUGCCAAAACUACAGCUCGAGUAUUAAAUGGCUAAGGUUUAAAAUCAUUCAUCUAUUAAAUACCUAUGCAAGUUGUUACCUCAACUGUUAACAUUAUUAUACCUCAUUAAAGAUUUACUGUGGUCAAGA